Molecule: messenger RNA, 588 nt
Organism: Dovyalis caffra
Lineage: Eukaryota; Viridiplantae; Streptophyta; Magnoliopsida; Malpighiales; Salicaceae
Source: the annotation of a GenBank genome assembly
AUGACGAGCCUAAGAGAGGGAGAUCCUGUCUGGCACUUUUCCGAGGCCAUUGAAGACAAAUCGGAGUCCAUGAGAACAAGCCAUUUCAUGAAAACUCAUCUAAUAUUUUUUAGUGGCACCCAAAACAUUCUGGAAAUUCUGAGAAAUGUUCUUGAGAAAGUUAAUGAUAACCAUAUCAACAAAGAUUGCUUUGAAGGGAAAUCAUUAGAGCCUUUGGACGGAAUCACUUACAAAUUUUUCAGUUUUUUCAGCUGCCCAACAUAUUCUGGGAUCUCUCCAAAUAUUAAGCAAUUUCUCAAGAUCCUGCAUUUUUUAAAUUUUUGUCAAGUGUUUAUUAUCGAUGUUGAAUACAAAUCAAAGGAUAAGAGUUCCAACAGAAAAACACAUGAUAUUAGAACUUCAACUCACAAUGUUUUCAUGGAUUCCAUAUCACUCAGUUCUGGGAAAGAAGACCCUCUUCCUGUUAAGUCACUGAUCCUCCUACAAGUUCAUAAGGCAGAGAAACAAUCUGUUUCUGAGGGUGGUUAUGUUGGUAAGGACUUUCGGGAAUGGACCAGACAAUCGAUUCCCCAUAAUAGAGCUGCAUAG